Podarcis lilfordi (Lilford's wall lizard) is the source of this 21257-nucleotide messenger RNA. Lineage: Eukaryota; Metazoa; Chordata; Lepidosauria; Squamata; Lacertidae. The record is from the annotation of a GenBank genome assembly.
CUCCAGCCUCAGCAGAGAGUGGGUCAGGCUGUCUGGCAGCAUGAAGCGGCUGCUUCUCUGCGCCUUGUGCCUGGUCCUGGGGUGCUGCCAGCCGGGGGCCGCCCUGGAUGGAGGGAUGCUGUACCCCCGGGAAUCUCCCUCCAGGGAGCUGAAGGAGCUGGGAGGCCUCUGGAGCUUCAAGGCAGACUGGUCAGAGCGCAGGGAUGCGGGGUUUGUGGAAGGCUGGUACAAGAAGCCUCUCUCCCAGGUGAGUGAGCGGAGAAGGCGGGCACCAUCAAGGUGAGGCGGGAUUUUUUUUUGGAAAGCUGCUGAGAUAAAUUUUAUGGAAUAAAUAAAUUGUUAAGUAAGUUACGUCCCCCUUGAUUGCAAAAGCAGCGACCUCAAAGCAGUUUACGAAAAGAAGGAAAGCAAUAAGCUUGUCGUGGAACCGUAGAAUUGAAGAGCUGGAAGGGACCCCAAGGGUCAGCCACUCCCUGCAAUCAGGAGCCACAGCUAAAGCUUCGCAACAGUUAAAACCAACCAUUGGAAACCUUAAAAAAAUUAAAAUAAUCAACAAUAAGCUGAAAAACCAAACUGAAAUGUGUGUCGAUAUUCUACAUGCUUUGGUAGGUUUUGCCGAAACAAAAAAGGCGCCAAAAAGAGUAUAGUGAAUAAUGGGUUUAGCUUUCUAGUUAAUCUAAAUAACCAACACAGAGGCUGCCAUGGGUGUAGCCAAGAGGGGGCAGGGAGGAGCAGCUGCCCCCCUAAAUAAAUAAAAAUACAUAGCAAACUGAGGUUCUGCCCCCCCCAACAAAAAUCCUGGCUACAUCCAUGGUUCUGGCUGCCCAGAUGCUUUGAGGGAGCCAACAAGUGGGGGGGUGUUUGGGGGGAAUGCAAUGUCCAGUCCCUGUGGUCCCCCCAAACAUCUGGUAAACUGCCACUGAAUGUGGAGGUUUGACUUAGCUUUCUGGGCACACAGCCACUGGGUAGAUGUGUGCUUUCUGUAUUUGUGAACAGUGCACUGGGAUCUUUGGAACAGUUUCAUUGGAAAGAUAGAAGCUGAGAGAGCAAGGAGGUGCCAUUGAUUGCCCUUCAGCUCCAACAGAAAAGAGAAGUUUCGAAUAUCAGGAAGUGGCUCAGCAUUUCUAUGCGCAAGAGUGAGGAAAUGAACUGUUAAGUGCAAAGCUGGUGAAAUAAUUGUUUCCCUAGAGAGCAGGAGGUAGGCACGUGCAUCUGUGAAUCAGGAAACAGAAAGGGUGUUACCGUAUUUUUCGCCCUAUAGGACGCACUUUUUCCCCUCCAAAAAUGAAGGGGAAAUGUGUGUGCAUCCUAUGGGGCGAAUGCAGGCUUUCGCUGAAGCCUGGAGAGCGAGAGGCGACGGUGCGCACCGACCCCUCUCGCUCUCCAGGCUUCAGGAAGCUAUCCGCAAGCCUCGCACGCCCAGCGGGAGGUCCCGUCGGGCGCGCAAGGCUUGGGGCGGCAGCCUGCAUCCCGAAGCACGGGGCGAGCUGCGGAGCCAGCCCCGUGCUUCAGGCAGAUGUCCACAAGCCUCGCGCGCCCGGUGGGAGGUCCCGCCAGGCGCGCAAGCCUUGGGGCGGCAGCCUGCAUCCCGAAGCACGGCGCCGGGCUCGCAAGGCUUCAAGCAGCAGCCUGUUCUGGGGGCUGGGGUCGGGGGAAGCUCGGGCUUCCCCCGCGCCUGGAGGGGGAAUAAAUUUUUUUGUCUUUAUUUCCCCCCCAAAAAAACUAGGUGCGUCCUAUGGGGCGGUGCGUCCUAUGGGGCGAAAAAUACAGUAUUUAAUGCAUUGUUUUAUUUCACUGUUCAGCUGAAAAAGUCUUCCAAGAGCACUUUGCAAAUAUCAAUAUUAAGAUAGUCUGUGCCUUUGAGUUUUCCAAACUCAAGUAUGCAACACUAAAGGAAAGGGCAUUGGGAGGGAGGAGGGGAAAAACAAACUCAGGCACAGUUGAUUGAAUAAUCACCUGGAAUUGAAAGGUUUUGGAAAAGCAGAAUGUGCAUGAUCAUUAGUAACUUGCUAACAGCAGUUUAAAAGUCAUACUGUGUUCUUCAGAAAAGGUGAGUAAAAUCAAAGAUUGGGUUUGUAGUUCUCCACUGUUUACACGUUAGAAUUUAGGCCAAAGAAAAUAGAAAUGUAAAUAGUGGAUUGCUUGUGCAAGUGAGCUCUUUGCAGCUUCAAUGAAUGGAAAACAGCGCCUGUACAUUAGUGCCCUCUACUGGCUUCUGCAUGUAAUUGCCACAUUCAAUAUUCCAAACUAAUCCUGUACUUUAAAUGGAAUAUCCUGAGGCCAAGACAUGAUUUAGUAGGUCAUAGAAUCACAGAAUUGUAGAGCUGGAAGGGACCCAGACGAUCAUUCUAGUCCAAGGGUCAGCAAACAUUUUCAGCAGGGGGCUGGUCUACCGUCCCUCAGACCAUGUGGGGGUCCGGACUACAUUUUGAAGGGGAAAAAUGAACAAAUUCCUAUGCCCCACAAAUAACCCAGAGACGCAUUUUAAAUAAAAGGACACAUUCUACUCAUGUAAGAACACGCUGAUUCCCGGACCGCCCGCGGGCCGGAUUUAGAAGGCGAUUGGGCUGGAUCCGGCCCCCGGGCCUAUGUUCCAGUCCAGUCAGCUGCAGUGCAGGAAUGUGCAGCUGUCCCAUAUGCGGAUUGAACUUGCAACUUUGGCAUUACCAUGCUCUAACCAACUGAGCUAGCCAGAAAAAAAUCAUAACUUGCUAAGUUGCUCUGCAUCAGGCAGAUUUUUGAAAGCAGAAGAGCAGAAAAAAAUAUGUUGACAACCUAGAUAAAAGUUUGCUGGAGUCUGCUUGUUUGCCAGAAUGUACAAACUGCUCUAGUUUUGGAGAAUAUAUGAGUGCUAUGUAGAAAUGAAUCACAAAAUGGAAUACAGGUCAUAAAACCGUAAUAAAACCCAGAAGAAUCAUGCCCCUGGUAUAGCACUGCAUGCCCCAGCCGUAAAACCCCGAAUCUUGUCCCGUAGCAAAUUGGCAGCCAGUGCAACCUUUCCAACAUGUUUUCAGUGGGUGAACCCAGAGCUGCUGUGUCUGGACCAAAUUCCAGGUCUGCAUGAGAGAACAUCUCUGCCCUGUAUGCCCAGCAUACCUUCCUCGUCUCUUUCAGUCUGGGCCAGUGAUUGACAUGCCAGUCCCCGCCAGCUUCAACGAGAUCACGCAAGAUCCAAAGCUGCGCCAGUACAUCGGCUGGGUUUGGUACGAGAAGGAGGUGUUCCCGCCAGCCCGCUGGCUCCUGAGAGAUCCUGGCACACGAGUGGUGCUCCGGGUUGGCAGUGCAAACUACUACUCGAUCGUGGUGAGUAUGGGGCUCCCUGGGCAGUGCAGCUCCCCAUGGAAGCCUGCCUGGUUUCUGGAAUCAUUGCAUUUAAAAAAAAUUCUGCAUUUAUGUCCUGCACUCUUCUCCAAUAACCCAAGGUGGAAUGUAUGGUUCUCUGUCUUCCUCAUUUAAUUCCCAAAACCAACUCUGCGAGGUAGGAUAGGCUGAGAGAAGAAGAAGAGGAGGAGUUUGGAUUUGAUAUCCCGCUUUAUCACUACCCGAAGGAGUCUCAAAGCGGCUAACAAUCUCCUUUCCCUUCCUCCCCCACAACAAACACUCUGUGAGGUGAGUGGGGCUGAGAGACUUCAGAGAAGUGUGACUAGCCCAAGGUCACCCAGCAGCUGCAUGUGGAGGAGCGAAGACGCGAACCCGGUUCACCUGAUUACGAGUCUAUCGGCCCCCCCGACACACCCAGCGAGCUUCUUCGCCAAGUGAGGAUUUGAACCCAGGCCCUAGUCUGACACUCUAACCACUGCACCACCACUGCCUCUCAAGUUCAGGAGUUAUUACAUGUGAAUGAGGAGCCUAUGGCCCUCUGGGUAUUGAUGGCCAAUAGCAAGGGAUGCUGGGAGUUGUAGUCCAGCCACAGCUUUCCCACCACUCCAAGUCAUGUGACCUGCAUGCCUCCCUUGAGGCCCCAUUGUUUGUUUGGAGUCUUUGCACCUAGACACCCCGUUUUCUUCCAUUGUAGUGGGUGAACGGGGUCCGGGUGACUGAGCACGAGGGCGGACACCUCCCCUUUGAAGCCGAGAUCGACCAGCUCCUCCGCGAUGCUCCAGGAGAGCCUUGCCGAAUCACCAUUGCUGUCAACAACACCCUGACUCCCCACACGCUGCCUCCGGGGACCAUCCAUUAUAUGGAGAACGAGUCUAUGUGAGUUGAAGGCCUCACUGAGGAACCCAGCAACCCUCUAGCCAAAGAUUCUGGGACAUUCUGUCUAGAACAGGUGAAGGAAGUCGCUCUGAAAUGCGUUUUGCCUGCUUUUAUUCCAUUGUGGUCCACUGGUGUAGGGAAGAGGCUUUCUUCUCGCACAUAAUCUUGGGUGUUUUCUUGGGUUUUCCCUUCUCCCCCCUUAAAAAAUGGAUUAAGCAUAUUAUUUGCAGGAAGAACAAUCAAUCCAGUUUCCCUCAGUCAGAUUUUGUAAUUUUGUGGAAUUUAAUCCCAGGUGCUGCAACUUUACCAAGCGGUUUAGGCAUGUUGGCAUUUCUUAUUGGUUUGAUCUCCAUCAAUUGUGAAGUCUCCUCAGCUGUCAAACUUUCAUGUGUUGUUACAUGUCAGCUGUCUUUUAACUCUUAAUGUUACAAACGUUACAGACCAAUUAUCAAAACCUUCUAUACAUCAGCUGUUGAAACUGGGUAUUAUUGGGUACACAAUAGCAAAAUCAAAUAUUGCGACUCGCUGAAUAUUCAAAGAGUUUUCGAUGAUGGAUCAACAGCAAAAUUUGCAGAGAACCGGUAGAAGCACAUCUAUAAUUCUACUCCCUAAUCCACUUAAAAUAAAUCUGUAACAUCCUUAUUUUAUGCAAGACUACAGGAAACAACCUCCAGAUAAGAACUUAUCAUUUCAGCGUAAAUACGUGGAACCUCAGGUGUUCAGUGAAUCAGACCUGGUUGUUUUCAUCAUGCCUUUCAACCCUCCGUUUCCAAGUGCAGGGAUUUCCCACCCCCCUCAAUGUCUUCUUGAACCCUUCCCCCUUGAUCCAGGUACCCCAAAGGCUAUUUUGUUCAAAACACGCAAUUUGACUUCUUCAACUACGCUGGGAUCCACCGACCUGUCCUGCUGCACACCACCCCCUUGGCCUACAUUGAUGACAUCACAGUGACCACAGACGUGAUGGGGAACGUCGGUAGGUAUCUGAAGUGCCAGAGCUAAACAGCAUUUGGAAAAGGGGGUGGGGGUGGGACGACGACGAUCCUGCAGUGUCUAUGGAGGAAAAGCUUUUCGUCGGAACAAGCUGUUUGUGGCUGGAAACCUGUUAAUGAUUUCACUUAUCAAAGUGAAAUUCACCUUAGAAUAUUCUUGCUGUGACAUAUUCACACCAUCUACAACCUCAGGAAGUCUCUGAACGAUUGUUUUAGCCACCAAAUGGCAUCCCACAAGCUAAGGUUGAUUUAACCAAGUGAUGGCCCCAAUUCUCUCUCUUCAAAGCCGUUUAUCCCACAAUCUUCACAACAACUUUGUGAGGUAGGCCUGGGUUGCUUUCCCCAAACUGUUGUGGGAGCAGCGGCUGAGAAAAUGGCCUACUUUAGGAUGCUUUAUUAUUAUUAUUAUUAUUAUUAUUAUUUAUACCCCACCCAUCUGGCUGGGCUUCCCCAGCCACCCUGGACGGCUUCCAACUGAAUAUUAAAAACAAUACAGCAUCAGACAUUAAAAACUUUCCUAAACAGGACCACUUCUCUAAACAGGGCCGUUCCCUAAACAGGGCUUAAGGGAUUCAGUUGGUGGUAGCAGUGGGAUCUGAAACGGAGUGGUUCUGAUUUGUAGCCCACUGUUUUCACCAACUCACCUAUUUUGCUUCUGCUGGGACAGGCUUGGUGCAGUAUUUGGUUUCAGUCCGGGGCAGCCCCCGUUACUCCUUGACCCUGACACUGCGUGACCAAGAUGGCGUCACUGUGGCAACUGGAAACGGGUCUGCUGGCGAGAUGAAAGUGGUGAACCCUCUGCUCUGGUGGCCAUACCUGAUGCAUGAACGUCCUGGAUACCUUUACUACCUAAAGGUAACUUAAGGCAGGUGUGCAUAGCUGAAUAGGAUUUCCAGUGGUUAAGAGCAAUCCAAGGAAGGGCACCUGCCUUGCUCUACCAACAGGAAAAGAAGGGAUGGAGGGACACACAGGAAACUGGCUUUAAACCUCAGUAGAGGUUUGAAUAAAGCAGGAGUGGGAGGAAACUGAGAGGGGGAAAGCGAUGGUCUUAAACCAUGGCAGAGAUUUGAGUGAGCAAGGGGAGACACUGAGGAGAGGGAGCAAUGGCAGUUUAAAGCACGGUUUGAGUCCAGUGAGAAGGGAAUUGGGGAAUCUGUCUGUACCUCUGGCGUUGCUUAAAACCACUUUUAUAAAUCUCAGCAGUAGCUCAGCAGUAGAGCAGGUUUGAUCCCCAGUGGCAGCUCCAGGUAGGGCUGCCCGAAACUCUGGAGAACCGCUGCCAGCCAGAGUAGACAAUGCUCAGCUCUGUGGACUAACAAUCUGACUUCCUAUGAUCCUUCCCAUCCACAGCCCUUGUGGGAGCCCUCCAGUGAAAAACUCUGCCAGUUUUGUGGGGCAAUUGUGUUGGGAGGGACAACAGACAGAGGGCAGAAGGGGUGUGGUCCCAGCUGCCCACCCGCUACCGCAUCUGAUCCUUGCAGCACAUUUUUGUCUACUCCUGGGUUGGAGAACGAGGCCUUGGGUUCAAUCCUGGCAAAUUCCCUGCAAAUUAUGCGGGGUGCAGAUUAUGGGUUACCUUGGCACAGCAUAGAAAUUUCUCCUUCCCCGGAUGCUACAUCUCAGGGGGCUGGUGAUUGUUGGGGUGUAGGCUUGCGGGCUCCGACAGCUGACGCAAAAAGGGUGGCUUUUUCGAACCACAGAUCACGCUUUCUGCCGAGGUGGACGGCACGGUCUCGGAAGACACUUACACGCAGCCGGUAGGCAUCCGGACUGUGCAGGUCACCCGCAACAAGUUCCUAAUCAACAGGAAACCGUUCUACUUCCAUGGGGUCAACAAGCACGAAGACUCUGAUGUGAGUUGAGUGGCGCCUUGUUUUCGGAUCUGUUAUUGCUGAGCACCGGUGAUGGGCUGGGUGGCUGGGUGAAGAAGCAGGAUGGGCCUCACCCAGAAACCUCUCAACUUGGAUUUAGAUCCGUGGUUCCCAGACUUUUGGGGGCAACCCCCCCCCCAGUUACAUAAACUCACCCCCAGUCUCCCCUACCCUAUAAAAAGCAUCAUUCAGAACUGUGGUUUCCACGACCCACUAAAGAAGCUAAUAACACUAUAAAAUUCGAAACGGUAAUGGUUAAUUGAGCAUUCAUUCAAAAUCCAGGUAAAAGCUAUUUAGUUUAAUUAAUUCAACAAAACCGAUGAUCCCAUGAUACCCGAUACUGUAGGAAAAAUAUUUUUACACAUUCUUAACUAGGAAGUUUAUAGCACAAAAUAUUUAUUUGUAAUCACUUACCAAACAUGGAGCUGUCACAGAUGUGCUGUAACUAAUUUAUAAGAAAAUCAACAGCUUGGCUAUCUUGUGAGAACUCAGCAUUGUAAAUACAAACAAACAUGGCCCAAGGAAAUAGCUUGGGAAGCGAUAAGAAUGGCAAAACUUUAAAUACGAAGUGAGGAAAGUGCUUUGCUGUAGUCUCUAGAAUGGUCGAUCGUAAUAAGAGAUCAAUACACUCUCUAGUGCCCCCCUUGCCUCUUAGUUCCCCCCUAGCUAUUCCCACCCUGCCAUGGAGUGGUACCGCCCAGUUUGGGAACCUCUGGUCUAGAUUGGGGUAGUCAACCUUUUUACACCUACCACACACUAAUGCAUCUUUCUUGAUGGUAAAAUUUCCUUACUGCCCACCAGGGCUCGAUGGAAGGAGGAUUCAGCUUGUGCUGUAGAACGCCCUACUGCCCACCUAGAAUCCUGAAACACCCAUUAGUGGGCGGUAGGGACCAGGUUGACAACCCCUGGUCUAGAUGGUUCCGAGCUAGGUGGCCCAACAGUCUGGCUCUGCAUGAGACAGUUUCCCAUGUCAAAGCAACCUUUCAGACCCAUGAGGACUAGAAACUUGCUUUAAUCUUGGAGGAGGACCGUAACUCAGUGGCAGCUCAGCUGGGAGCCUGAUGUUGGCGAAGGACCAUUGCUCUUCUAACUUGUAGCCUCUCCCGUUUCCCUGGGUUUGUUCUCCGCGGCAGAUCCGUGGCAAAGGGCUGGACUGGCCCCUCAUCAUGAAGGACUUCAACCUCCUGCAGUGGCUGGGCGCCAAUUCCUUCCGUACCAGCCACUACCCCUACGCCGAGGAGAUCAUGGAGCUUUGUGACGCCUACGGCAUCGUGGUAAUCGAUGAGUCUCCAGCCGUGGGCAUGAAGGACAGGUGAGCGAGCGGCGAUUUCCCUGAGCUCCCCAGCGAUUUAUAGAGUGACGCGCUGAGGUAAUGAAGUGGUGGUGAAGUGCUUGGGAAUGAUUGGCUGAGCUGGCCUCACGUCACAAAGGGGCGGGGCUCGCCAAUGGAUCCGAGGCUCCCAUUGGCUUGGGUGCUCUGAGCCGAGAGGUUGAGUGGGAGCAGAUGUACUUAGGGAACUACAGUAAGGGCCUUAGUAGGCAGGAGGCUGAGGAGGAAAACCGGAAUAAAUCUGCUGCGCAUGAGGUGAAGAAGGAGCAUGUGAGAAUGCCAUGGACUGGUUGGAUGCAUAGCUGUCAACUUACAGAUUUGAAAAUAAGGGACCAGCAGCCUCAAAAAUAAGGGAUCAGCAGCCAAAAUAAGGGAUUUUCAGAGCACAGGUGUGUUCAACUUCUGAGCCCCUCCGAGCCAAGGGCAGAAAGCCCAGCUAGCAGCCAAACAAAGCCUCAAGCGGUGGUUCCCACAGCGCAGCAAAGGGGAUGCAGCAAGGAAAACCACCGUCACCUCUCCGCUGGGAAGCGCUAAGCAAAGGCAAGUCCCCAGGCAACGCGGCCAAUUUAAUCGGCACAAGGCAUGCAAGCUCCACCCCCCAGUCGUUCUUAGACUCCUUUUUGGGUGAGCAAUGCAGUCAAGCAACACAGUUGGAGCCUCCCUCCCUGGCUAGGAGGGAGAGGAGCUGCUUCCUUUGAAACCUGGGAAAUUUAAGGGACAUCAUCAAUAAGGGACAGCAGUGGGACACAGCGCUGGGAUAAGGGACUUUCCCGCCAAAUAAGGGACAGUUGACAGCUAUGGUUGGAUGCAGAGGAAUGAUAGGAGGAAGCAGCUAGGGAACCCCCAAGGGAAGAAGGCUCAGAGCUCAGGGACUGGCAGUGGGAUGGCGAUGAGUGGUCAGAGGGAGAAGAUUGGGAAGAGGUGGUAUCAGAAGCUGAAGAGCAACAGGGCUUAGUGGCAGAGAGAAGUCCAGACUCAGAGGCAGAAGCUGAAGCAGGAGAGGAGGGAGGCCAAGAGGCAGAGAGAUCUGGCUGGUGAAGAGGCACGGAUGUCUCCCCCUCCUGCUGCAAACAAGCUCCUCUCCCUCCUGGUCUGGAACUGGGAGAGGUAUGAAGAGGGCGGUGGAGAGGUGGGCAAUGUGCAGGCGCAGUCUCCGACUGCUUGGGGAAAACCCUGGAGAAGAAGGGACUUAGGCAGCUGUGGGGAGGCAGGGACUUUCAAUCCAUGAGGCAAGACCUACUAGAGAUGAGUUGCUGUGCUCAUUAGGCCUGACACUCCUGUGCAGAUCUUGCUUCUGAUAAUGAAGAGUUAACUCCAACUUGCAUGGUGUGAUUUACUGCUAGGUUGCUCCUUUCAGACCUCUCUUUUGGUAUGCCCUACAGAGGACCUUAUGGUCUGCAAAUAAUAACAUCGUGGAGAUCCCGGGCCUCAGGGGGAUUAGGCUAGCCUUGACCAGGGCCUGGUGGACUGCUCUGUCACAAGAGACUAGGGCCCUGUGGGAUUUGACAUCUUUCUGCAGGGCCUGCAAGAUGGAGCUGUUCUGCCAGGCCUUUGGUCAGGGCUCAGCCUGACUCCCCUUCUAUUUUUGUAUAAGAACUAGUAUGAAAGAGGCCUCCCAGCAUUCUCACAGGCCCAUAUAAGAACAGCGUAAACAGUUGGGCCUGAUAAGCAUUUACUGUUCCCAACCCUAAUCCUGCGGAAAACCAUCUAAUUGGAUUUAAAUUUGAUCCUGACUUGUUUUUAGGAGGUAAUUUAAUUACCAUUGAUUUUAUACCAAUGUUAUAUAUUUGAUGUUAGCUGCCCUGAGCCUGGUUUCGGCCAGGAAGGGUGGGAUACAAAUAAAAGAUGAUUAUGAUUAUUAUAAAAGAGGCAAAAAGUGUGCUUUAUGAUGGACCCCUUGUCCCCCCUUUUUGCUUCUCUCCAUUUAAGCAUGAACUUUGGUAACAAAAGCCUCCAGCACCACCUCAUCGUGAUGGAGGAGCUGAUCCGCCGGGACAAGAACCGUCCCUCAGUCGUGAUGUGGUCUGUGGCCAAUGAGCCGGCCUCUUGGCUGCCCCCAGCCGGCUACUACUUCAAGUGAGUAUCUGCCACACACAAAACUGUGCUGUGAAGUCUGUACCCUGGCACUCAGCCUGCCCAAAGUGAACUCAAGUAUCACAUAUAUUUACCCAGCAAAGGCACCUUUGUUGACUUACUUUUGGCGCCAGGUAAAGACUUCUCGCUUCCCUCAGCCAGGUUUUAAUAGACCUGAGGGGAUGUUUGACAUCAGGCAGGCACCUUUGCUGUGCUUUUUGCUCCCCAAUUAAAACAUUAUUUAUCUAGAGAAAACGCCUCCUCAGACCUGUAUAAGUUAGGCAUGUUGUAUUCCUUCUUAGCUACUCUUGAUCACCUUUUCAAAGUUUUUAACUGCUUAUCUGCUAAUUAGAAUGUUUUUUUUAGUAAACAACUUAGGGAAUUGUUUUGUUGUUGUUUUUUACAAUCAAACGGCACCUCAAAUGUUAAAUAAAUAGAUGUUAUACAUAUGUCUCUGUGUUUAACAGUAUUGUUAGAUGCUUGGAGACCCACAGGUACCAAGUGUUUAACAAGUCCAAAAUAACAGAGAGGAUGGAGGGACACCCGCUAUGAGGAAAGGUUGCAGUGUUUGGGACUUUUUAGUUUAGAGAAAAGGUAAGUCAGAGGCAACAUGAGAGGAGUUUAUAAAAUUACACAUGGCAUGGAGAAAGCGGAUAGAGAAAAGUUUUUCUCCCUCCCUCAGAACAGUAGCACUUAUGGACAUCCAAGGAAGCUGACUGUUAAGAGGAUUCAGGACAGAUAAAAGAAAGUCCUUGCAGCGCAGAGUUAAACUAUGGAACUCCCUCCCACAGGAGGGAGGGAUGGCCACCAACUUGGAAGGCUUUAAAAGAGGAUGAGACAAAUUCAUGGCUAUCCAUGGCUGCUAGCUGCAAAGGCCAUGCUGCACAGUCGCUGGCAGUAAUGUGUCUGAAUUCCCGUUGCUAGAAACCACAGGAGGGGAGAGGGUUCUUGUGCUCUAAUCUCGCUUGGCAGUUUCACAUUAAGGGCAUCUGGUUGGCCACCAUGAGAACAGGAUGCUGGACUAGAUGGGACCCUGGCCUGAUCCAGCAGGCUCUUCCUAUGUUCUCAAGUCUAACUAAAAGUUUGUCACACAAGCUAACCUUCCGUCCAGGUUGCCAUGCAGAGCCUCAGAGGUGCAGGAGGGUGGAAUCACAUGUGGAUGAAUUAAUUCUGCACAGCGAGAAACAGUUGUGGUUUUGUCUGUUUUUCACCCUUUGCACGCAGGAUGGUGAUUGCUCACACCAAAGCCAUGGACCCCACGCGCCCAGUCACAUUCAUCACGAACACCAAUUACGCUCUAGAUCUUGGAGUAAGCACCAUCCAUUUUGUCUCUGUUGCUUAUUUAAUGUUAUUUAAGGCUGGGACGCAGAUGGCACUGUGGGUUAAAAUACAGAGCCUAGGACUUGCCAAUCAGAAGGUUGGCGGUUCGAAUCCCCGCAACGGGGUGAGCUCCUGUUGCUCAGUCCCUGCCAACCUAGCAGUUCAAAAGCACGUCAAAGUGCAAGUAGAUAAAUAGGUACCGCUCCAGCAGGAAGGUAAACGGCGUUUCCGUGCUCUGCUCUGGUUCGCCAGAAGCGGCUUAGUCAUGCUGGCCACAUGACCCGGAAGCUGUACACCAGCUCCCUUGGCCAACAAAGUGAGAUGAGCACCGCAACCCCAGAGUCGGCCAUGACUGGACCUAAUGGUCAGGGUUCCUUUACCUUUACCUUUAAGGCUGGCUUUCUGUCCUUCCAAAAAAGAACACUUUCUUUAUGCCAAUAUUUCAUAAGAUGCUCAGCAUGGAAUAUCCAGGCCAAGCGGUGGGGAAUCUCCGACCCCAAGUCCUCAUAGAAUUAUAGAGUCAGAAGGGGCUCAAAGCAUCAUCUAGUCCAGGGAUAAUUAGGUGAGACCUUGAUUCCACCUGGAUACAGGUCUUGUCCGUUGUCGUGGUCCCUUCCAACUCUACAAUUCUAUGAAGCUUAUGCAAGAAUGAGUUGCUUGCACCCUUCUCUUUCCCCCAUUAUGUUUAGGGAUGGGGGAAAGGGGGCACAGAGAGAGAGAGCGCGCGCUUGCCGUCUAGGGAACACGCCUCAAAAUCAGCUAAAAACAAAAUUGAAAUUUCUGCAGGCCCCUUACGUGGACGUCAUCUGCGUAAAUAGCUACUUCUCCUGGUACCACGACCCUGGACACCUGGAGGUCAUCCGCCUGCAGCUGAACUCUCAGUUUGAGAACUGGUACCAAACUCACCAGAAGCCCAUUAUCCAGAGCGAGUACGGAGCAGAUGCCAUCGCUGGCCUCCACAUGGUGAGUCCGGCUCUUCUGAGGCCAUUCGCCAGUAGGCAGAAAACAUUUCUUUCCAAAGAAGAAUGGCAGACAUCUGAGAGGAGAACUGUACUGAGCAGCUGCUUGUUGCUGAUCUGUGGGUGCUCAUAAUGCUCAAUAUAUAUUUUGGGCUUUGACCCAAUACUGGUACAGUAGUAGCCUAUGCCUUUAAGCAAGUUUCUAGUCCAUCACAAACUCUUCAGACCUCUUCCCUCCUUGGUGCACAUUCACAGAUACCUAGCUAAGCCAGUGUGUUGUAGUGGUUAGAGUGUUGGACAAGGACCUCACUUGGCCAGGAAGCCCAAUGGGUGGCCUUGGGCCAGUCACAGUCUGUGAGCCUGACCUAUUCACAAGGAUGCUGUGAGGAUGAAAUGGGAAGAGGGUGAACUAUGUAUGCCAGCUUGAGUUCCUUGGAGGAAGGGUGGGAUAUCAAAGUAAAAAUAAGCAAAUGAAGGUGGCAUUUUAAUUAGGAUUUUGGAAUCCUGCUUAGACGAAGGGUGGUUUAAAAGUCAAACAAACAAAAAGUCCUGUCCUCUAGAUCAGCAGUGGGAAAUUUUGGCCCAAUCUUUUUUGAUUCAUGGGCCAAGUUUGAAAGCUGGGUCCUUCCCCACUGCCAGUCAUCUGAAAUUGACCCAUGGGGAGGUGGGGGUAGGGGUCUGCUUUGCCAGCAGCACUCCACCCCCCACCCCCAGAACACCCUGGUGAACUUGCACCCAGCAGGACUGAGCUCUCCACUUAUCAUGAGAUAAGUUACUGUACAACCUUUAGAAGACAUCUGAAGGCAGCUCUGUAUAGGCAAGUUUUUAAUGUUUAAUUAUGUUCUUUUAUCUGCUGGAAGCUGCUCAGAGUGGCUGGGGCAACCCAGUCAGAUGGGCGGGGUACAAAUAAUAAUUUUAUUAUCAGGUGAUGAGCGGAGGGUUCAAUCCUGCUCUAUGCAGAGGUCCACUUUGUCAGGGUGUUCCCCCACAGGGAACAUGGUGGAGAGACAGCACCCAGCAGGAUUGAACCUCGCCUCCGCAUCAGUUGAUCAAUAGGUGGGCGUUGCUUGGGGAAAGUGGUCUUGCAGGCCAAUCUGAGGCCCACAACAGGCCAAAGGUCCCCCACCCCUCUAAAGCAACAGAGAAUGAGAGCGUUCCACCUUCCGCACGACAGUGACCCAAAUAUUGGAUGGCUGCUCUCAUUCAUUGCACAGCCUGCACUGGUUCCAUGCACAUAAGGGCUCUUCCUUCCCGUUCAUCUCGCUGCAGAGACCUCUUCCUUUCCCUAUUCCCGCAGGACCCGCCUCUCAUGUUCUCUGAGGAAUACCAGGCGGCUGUGCUGAAGGAGUAUCAUGCUGUCCUAGACCAAAAGAGGAAGGACUAUGUGAUUGGAGAACUCAUCUGGAAUUUUGCCGACUUCAUGACGGACCAAGGUACUGGCGUCUCAGGUUGAAGUUGCCGUGUCCUCUGCGAAAGUCUUCCACUCCCAAGUUUCUUUAGGACUCUGCCGUUGGGAAGCAACUCAUAAAUUUAAUACUAGGGGGUGCUGCCCUUGUUCACUUUGCCUUGCUAACUCCAUCUAUCGCUUUCCCAAACCUCCUUCACUCACGUCUAGCCAACCCCUUCUCUCCCUAUGGUUCUUGACUACCUUUGCUUGUGCCGAAAUGUACAAGCCAGCUUCUCUGGUGUGGUGGGAAUGGGGCAGGGGCGUCUUAGAAUUCUUGGGAUUUGCUUCCAGCAUCCUGCAGAAUAUUCAUCAGCAAUAAACAAAUACUAGAGUCAGCGCUGCCCGCUGGCGACAGCUCCUUGGAAGUCUUAAAUAUCUGGAAACUUUUGAUGUUAGUUUGGAGGUACAGUGGUACCUUGGUUGUCGAACAUAAUCCGUUCCAGAAGGCUGUUCGAAUUCCGAAAUGUUCGACAACCGAGGCACGAAGGGCGGUCGGCAGAGUCAAUGGAGAAAAAAGAAAAACACACAGCAGAGGCCAUUCGACUUCCGAGGCGCAUUCAAAAACGGAAGCAAUUGCUUCUGGGUUUUCGGUGUUCGGGUUCCAAAACCUUUGGCUUCCGAGACACUCGAAAACCGAGGCUCUGACAGGGUCCUAGAGUCCUCCUGCCUCAUUCCAAAAGCUUAGUUAGCACUUUCCCAGUUUAGAAAGGAGGUGGGAGGGCUCUUGGACCCUGCCAGAGCCUUGUGGGGGGGUCAAACUUUAGUCUUGCUCACACUUCCAGCACAACAAGGCAGUGUGCAGCCCGCGGGUUCUGUGUCUAAGUACUCUUGCGGCCCAGUUGGUAUGAAAAGUUGGGACUGUCCUGCUAUAGGCAAUGCAAGGCGGCAGCUCCCCGGUGUUCAAGAGCUGUUGAGGCAAGAGAACAGACUACCUGGUGAAGCAGGGGUUUUCAUUCACAUAAGGAAUUUAAGCAGAGGCUGGCCACAUCUGGCAGGGGGGCAUCCUGAACUGGACAGGAAGUGGCCCAGAGAUCAGGGACAGGGAACCUGCAUGGCCCUUUGGAUAUUGUUGGACUCCAACUCCCAUCAGCCCCAGGCAGACAGCUUUGCCAGCACUGAGAGAUGAUAGGAGUUGGGAGUCUAACAAUGUAUGGAGAGCCAUCACAGAUUCCCCAUCCUUGGUCUGGAUUACCUGCAAGUUCCUUCCCAGCUCUACAAAGCUGUUGCCGUUGGGCCUUCCCUUUGUAACUUUCUUCCCCAUCUUGCAGGCACAACGCGCGUUUUGGGCAACAAGAAAGGUAUUUUCACCCGCCAACGACAACCCAAAUCGGCCGCCUUCGUCCUAAGGGAGAGAUACUGGAAGCUGGCUGAGGAAUGCAGGCCCCUUGCGCGGCCCAAUUACCAUGACAUUGGUUUGCCCCAAACUCAGGCCUCCAAGUGCACUUGACUUACGCUGUUACAUUAAGCACAGCAGAAGAAAUUCAAGGAGAGGCACUACUGAGCAUCCAAAUAGAGGCUAAAUUUCCAUGAUUGUUUUUGCUCCAAUGUGUUUUCUUCAUGAAAGCAGGGGAGGGACCGCAGCUCUGCUCUUCCGUACGAUAAAGCCAAAGGAACGUAAAUGAAAACGGACCAAGAUUUUCUUAUAGAACCAUAGAAUUGUAGAGUUGGGAUCCUGAGGGUCAUCUAGUCCAACCCCCUGCAAUGCAGGAGGAAUGUCAACUAAAGCAUCCAUGACAUUCUCAUUUUGAACAUGUUUAUAGAUUCUGGUUUACACAAAGCCAGUGUAGCCUUGUGUAAUGAUCACCGCAAUCUCUUGGGUCUUUUUGACAAGUAUGGUGUAUGAGCAAGAAGCUGCUGGAUCAGCAGAAAUGCUUGUCUAGUUCAGUGGCCAACCAGAUGCCUAUUCUGGGAAGCCCCUGAGCAGGAGAUUAGCACAACAGACACACUCUUCCCACUUGUAAUUCACAGCGAUUGAUAGAGCAUAGCCAUUGGUGGCUUUAACCGCCAUGAAUUUGUCCAAUCCUCCUUUAAAGCCAUCCAAGUUGGUGGCCAUCACUGCCUCCAGUGGGAGAGAGUUCCAGAGUUUAACUAUGCGCUGCGUGAAGGAAUUACCGGUAUUUUGUCUGUCCUGAAUCUUUCAACAUUCAACUUUAGUGGAUGACCCUAUUGGGUGCUAGCAUUAUAUGUGAGGGAGAAAAACUUCUCCCCAUUUUUCUCCACAGUGCAUAACUUUAUGCACUGUAAUGCGGACACUUCACACAAACUCCGAGGGACUAAUAGCUCUCUGUGACUAAACGUCAAGGAAUUGGGGGCCUUACUGGGGAGAAGGGCAUGAAACAGCAGCACGGAUUAUGAAGCAACACUGCAAAGACAUCCACAGAUAAUUUCUACAUUUAUUUUUGUUUUUUAUACCAAAAAAGUUAUGUGCAACAAAUAAAACAUUCUUACAUUAUUUACAUGGUUUCUGUUUUAAUUUCGCAUUAGCAAAAAGUGGACCCCAGACCUUAGAAUGUCGCAGUCUUAGGUUGAACAGAAAAACGGGACGACUCCAAUUUAGACACAGGUGGCGAGUUCGAAACACAUGAAAAAGAAAUAAUAAUUGUCAGAUCAAAACAUACGAGACAGAACACACAUUGAAUAUUUAGUCCAUGCUUAAUACAGGUUUUUUUUUUAAUUAAAAAAAUGGUAAUGGAAUACUUCAGCUUCCUUAGUUUUGCAAGGGUGUGUUUCAAUAGCGUUGGCAGAACAGAGGCCAAAGUGUUUUAUUUUAUUUUUAAAUCCAGGUAGGCCAGGAGCUGCUAGCUGAAAUCCUAGCUUUCUUUUUGGAUCAGAGACCACAUGAAGCAGCAAGAAAACCCCUUUCAAAAGAUGUUCUGAUUCUGCGGUCUGCUAACAUUAUUUCCAUAAGCAGCGGACCUUUAUAGAAAAACACACACACAAAGAUUUAUCCCGCCCUUUGCCCUUUGCCCACCUGAUGCUCUCCAGAUGUUUUGGAUGCGCCCCCCCAUCUCUCUCCAGAUGAGGUUGGCGAAGGCAGGACAAAAGCAACAUGAGCACGUCAGUUCAUCUAGAUCAAAACCUUGAAGGGGUGAGUGGAAGCUGGAUUAUUGUCUGCCUCAAAUAAUAUGCCUUCAUUCAAAAUUAACCUCACAAGCUCCUGGACGCAACAGCUACCCCCUACUCUACUGUGAAGGGUCCCACGUGUAAUACAAAAAUGGGUUUCUCCGACCCACAAGGGCUCCCUGUCUCCCAUCCCCCACUAAGCAAAAAGCUGCCUGCUCCCUGUCUGCAGGGCGACUUGGACACGCCACACUCAAUUUUUGAGGCCCUUUGGCCACAGUUUUCAGGGGUUGGGUUGGAAUGACAGGCGAGGGAGGAGAAUGAAGUUGGUCUCCAGAAAGUCUGGCUUCCCCACACAUAGGGCUAAUACGAACUUGAACCUUUAGAUCACCGAAAGACAACAAGCAUUUCUCUGUUUCUCUCUGGCAUAAAAUGAGGCAGCUUGACAACCAGAUGCAACUGGCCAAGCAUGGUUGUGUAAAAAGACAGGAUUUUGGCAGGUGCAUGGGAAAAAGGGGGCAAGGGUUCCCUCUUCUACAUAGGUCCAUGAAGUCUGCUGACCUCAAGAGAAAAUCAUGUGAGCAAGUUGCAACUGGUGCUGCAUGGGGCACCACCAUGUUGCAUCCUGCACUCAAACUGCUUUUUUGCAUGGCUAAUCCUAUCCUCUCAUGGCUGAGACCUGGGUACCACAAUCACACAUUAUGGGGAGAGUUGGCUGGGGCUUUUUGUGGGUCCCACUGGGGUGGGCGAUAAGGAAGCGUGCACACUUCUUGCAACCCUGCAGGCAGGUCCAGCCACCACAGUGCGUUAAGGGGCCUGGCUACUCCAAAGGAGAAGGGUCGCCAUCCCCCCAGGUGAUGGGAGUAGGGGGAAGGAGCCGGAUGGGCUCUCCUGCAGCUACAAGUCAACUGCCGAGUGCCCUGGGUGGCUGUUACACAGGGGUCAAAACAAACUAGGCUGGGAACACCUGUGAUGCACAGAGCCUGCGAAGAACACUUAACAAAAUGGUGGGUUUCUCUCCAUCGGGGAGAAAAUGAACAGGGAGGGAUGAAGUCAACACCCAAGGUUUUGAUUCUGCAAUUCAAGAUCAGCAGGCAGAGCAGGCCAAAUUGCGUGGGAGCAAUGAGGCUUGCUGGCCCCGGAAAGCAGGAAAAGGCUGGUCCCAAGAAGCGGGGAGGAAACACAAAGGCCAAGGUUACAAUCGUGUACAAAUGGAACUCUUCUCCUUGACCAAAGGUUCAAGGAAAGCGAAGCCUUCUCUCGCCCUCAGAUAUGUUAAGAAAUAAUAAUAAUCAAUAAAUAAACCCUUACAUUUCAUCAUUACAAGAAUUUAAAAAAAAAACAAAAACUUUCAGAGCAAGGGCAAAAAACAAAACAAAAAAUCUAUACCACCAACAAAUUUCAAGACAAGCUUCAGCUUUACUCUUGUUAACACAAGACGUCUUUUGAGAAACUUUUCCCCACCCUGAUGAAGACAACGAGCGGUUAUUAGUGUUUUUUCUUUCUUUUAUACACUGCAUGUAUGCAUAUAUGUGUAUAUAUAUACAUACAUACACACACAUAUACACAAAUACAUAUACAUAUCAAACAGUACUCUCAUGACCAGGCUUCCACUGCCACCCUCUUGUGCUCGGUUGUGGUCCCUUGUGAGAACCGGACUGUUCAUUUGGCAGGCUUUAAAAAUACUGUCAAAAAAGACCGUCGGGGGCAGAUGCCAAUCCCACUGAAAACACACUGCGUUUUUCACAAGACACAAGAGGAUUUCAUUCUAACACCUUAAUCUUGUGUUGUUGUUUUAAAAAGGAGAACGGUACAUCAAAACGAGGACUUCUUACACAGACUCACAAGAAGUAUUUAGACACAGACUGAAUGGAAUUUUCUAGGAGGUUCUUCGAAGAACGUUUUCAGCCCUCUCAGAUACGAAGGCAGGAAAGAGUCUGCCCUGCACCGGGAGUGGGCAGUGGGAAUAGCGCAGGGCUAUCCUUUUGGCAUCAGACGCUUGGGAGAACAGGGAUCUCUCAGUUUCUCUUGGGAUUGGUUAGAUACAUUCAGAUCUGCCCCAAGAUAUUUCACUGUCCUGUGCAACCCAUGACAGGCACUGCGAGAUGCCUAGGAAACAAUGCCGGGUGCCAGUGCUCUGAUCACAUGCCGCUGAGCUCAAUGAACCCGCUAGCCUUAAUACUUUUGCAAAAGUGUGCUCAGGCACACACACCCAAAGCAACUGCCGGAGUUAUUUGGGGAUGAAGCAUAGUUGUGACUAUAUCAAUUCCACAGGCUAACUCAUACAGGAGCCUCAAGUAGUCCUCCCAUGCAGAGAAGCCUCCAGGUGACUGUAGCAGCUGUGCGGUUCCAACAGGGGCUAGGAUCACCCGCAGAGACUGCCCUUCCAAACCCUCCUUAGCACCGCUAAAACACACACUCUCGCUCUCCAGAAACACUUGCCUUCUUGCUGCCUCUAUGAGAACAAAGCGGCAACCUCGUUUUCCCACCUUGGCAGGAAGCUUGGGGGUGGUGGUGUAGGAAAAACAGCAGCACUUCCAAGGAGGGAUCUUUUGAGAGUGGCGGCUGUGUCAAGACUGGAAGCUGCUCCUGCCUUCCCAGAUUUUGAGCCCUGCAAAACGGUCCAUUUGCGGGCUCCUGCCUUCCCAUCAAAACUGGCCGGGCAAAGCCUCCACGGUUGGGUAAUGUAGUGUGGGAAGGAAGGGCAGGUAGCCUCCUCCCUCCAGAAGAUGCUCCAGCACAAAGAGCAGAAGCCAGUCACAGGGACUGUGGAGCCCACACUGCUGCCCUUGUCGGCAGUGGGCACCAAGCAUUGACUUGGCUGAAAAGACCAGUUUUGGGGGGUGGCCGAAGAACUGGCAUUCCUGCCUCCUCCAACCAGGCUUCAUAGGAACGUCCUUGGAAGGCCUUCACAGCAGCCUAGUGCCUUCCCCCUGGGCGCCUUCGGACUACAACUCUCCUCAACCAUAGUCCAAACCAUGAGGUUAGCCAAAGUGAUCAUAGGAGGAACCCAUCUGAGGUGCUUGGUUAUGUGGGGAGCCCCAUGGGAAGAGAAACACUUUCUACAUACUGCAAAGGUUUGUUUCAUAUAUAUAUCUAUCUGUCUCGUACGACCACUUCUGCCUGCCAAUUUCAAACACCUCCAACCCCUUGGCCCAAUAUUUGGUUUUUUUCUUUUUUUUUUCUUUUUAAGGACAGAAGGCACUUUUUUUAAAAGGAAAAAGAAACACUGCAUUUCAGGACGCCAUGGAAUGAAGGAAAAUAACCCACAGUGAUGCGCUCUUUCGCUUGAACGUACAGUUUCCAACAAGAACCGUUACGGAAUCCUAAGCCUUCCCUUUCAACCGAGCCUAUUCAUUUCGCCUGCCCAUUUUCUUCUAACACAAUCCCUAGCCCUCCUACCCCUCAUCUCAGGAGCGGGGGGAAAGAGUUCAAUAUCCACCCUAAACUUCACUCCCAAUUUUGUAUAAAAGGAUCCGGGACCACUAGGUCUCUACAAAGUUUGUCACAAUCAUUUUAUGCGCCAGCCUCGUUGAAACAAAGGGAAACCGCCCAGGGGAAACUCUAAGUGCCCUUGGACAUUGCCCUCCAUUGCAUUCUGGCUUGCAUAAGAAGACUUCAGUGCAUCAGUUUGCCAGUAAGUCACUGGGAUCCAGUGUAACGUUGUAAUUCUACGCAGCAGCUUGAAAUAUACCUCAAACCAUUAAUACUGUUUGGCCGCCUGACAUCAAUUUGGAGAGCAAGGUCGGCUCUCCCCUUUUUCUACAGGUUGCCUAUUUGAGAAGAUGGCUCUCCCAACGCCACGACCCUCCAUUUCCCCAGGCCAAACCCUUCUUAGUGUCCUCCCAGGAGAUCUUUCGUCACCCACGCCAAACAGCUCACGUGUUGCACAGGAACCUGUAUUAAGUCCUGCCGCUUUCUGAAGGCAUGCACAACUUGCCGCAUCAAAUUCCAUUUUCAUGUCCAAAGAAAAAGAAGGAAGAAGGAAUCUCAACUAAUUCUCCCUCGUUG